This is a messenger RNA of Triticum turgidum subsp. durum (durum wheat), 1812 nucleotides long. The record is from the annotation of a GenBank genome assembly. Lineage: Eukaryota; Viridiplantae; Streptophyta; Magnoliopsida; Poales; Poaceae.
AUGGGAACCUCAUCAGGCGCAAAUUUCCAUCAACAGUUUCCACAGGGGAUGCCGCCCCCACGGCACAAUGGGGGCACCCCAAACCUGCAGACUUCCCUCUCUUUGGCCUCGUCAGACCAAGUUGGUACGCCAGAUAUGCAGGAGCGUGCGUCAAAUUCUGACCCGGGUCAUGACUCUGCCACUGAGAGUGCCAGUUCAAGGGAGACCUGGCCUGUAGAGCCAAACAAAAGCAGUGGUGGUGAUGCUGCGACCACUAUUAGAAUAGUGGAUAAAGAUAAGGAGGUAGCCACCAAAGGUGUUGCUGAACGGCAAGUCAUUCGUAGGAUCCCAAGUACCGGUAGAGUGACUCUCCGGGAGGUUGCUCGGGAAAGGGUUGAUCUAGUCGCUGAGAAAAUGAAGGUUAUGCCAGAUGAGGUGUUGGAUGAAAUCAAGAGUGAACUUCGGUCAAUUCUUGAAGGAACUGGGGGUUCUCAUCAUGUUGAGGAGUUCUUGUACCUGCAGAAGGUCGUCCAGAAUAGGGUGGAUUUGACACCAACUACACUUUUGAUGCCACACCAUGUUCAGCUGGAGAUUCUUGUUGCCAUCAAGACUGGAAUCCAGGCAUUUUUGCAUCCAAGUGUUAAUUUACCCCUGAGUCAUCUUGCUGAGGUUUACUUGUACAAGAGGUGCCGGAACAUCGCCUGUAAGAGUGCUCUCCCUGCCGAAGAGUGUAGGUGCAAUAUAUGUAGCAACAGGAAUGGCUUUUGCAACCUUUGCAUGUGUGUGAUCUGCAAUAAGUUUGACUUUGAAGUCAAUACAUGCAGCUGGAUUGGGUGUGAUGUCUGCUCUCACUGGACUCACACUGAUUGUGCAAUCCGUGAUGAGCAGAUUGGGUCCGGACAGAAAAUUAAUAACGGAAUUGCCCAUCCGGAGAUGCUUUUUCGGUGCCAAGCCUGCCAAAGGACAUCUGAGCUGUUGGGGUGGGUUAGGGAUGUAUUCCAACAAUGUGCUCCUGGCUGGGACAGGGAUGCGUUGUUACGAGAACUUGAGUGUGUUUGUAAGAUUUUCCGUCUAAGCGAGGACUCAAAAGGGAGGAACUUGUUCAGGAGAUGUGAUGAUCUGAUCGAAAGACUAAGAAGUGGUACUGCUCAAUCCAUGAGUCCUAGAGCGCUGCUGCCGGCACUCCAAGAGCUUGAGAUGGAUUUUUCAAAGAUGUCCGAAAAUGAAGAAUUGGGGCGCCUGAUCACUCCACAUGAGGCCUGCAAUCGAAUUGCUGAGGUUGUCCAAGAGGCUGUCAGAAAGAUGGAGACCGUGGCUGAAGAGAAGAUGCAGAUGUUCAAGAAGGCUCGCCUCGCGGUGGAUUCCUGCGAGCGUGAGCUGGAGGAGAAGACACGGGAGGCACGGGAGCUCAAGGCGGAGCAGCUGCGUAAGCAGCAGCAGGUGGAGGAGCUGGAGAGCAUGAUCCGGCUGAAGAGUGCUGAGGCCGAGAUGUUCCAGCUGAAGGCCAACGAGGCCCGGCAGGAGGCAGAGCAGCUCCAGAGCAUUGCGUUGGCCAAGUCGGAGAAGGCGGAGCAGGACUAUGCGAGCAUGUACCUCAGGCGCCGCCUGGAGGAGGCCGAGGCAGAGAAGCAGUCAAUCUUUGAGAAGAUCAAGCUGCGGGAGAACCCGAGGCCGCUGGCAACGGUGCCUCCCCAGGCGAGCAGUAGUGCUGCCACCGCGGCCCUCACCCCUGGCGACUCAUCACAGAUGAUGAUGCUGUCCAAGAUCCAGGACCUGCUGAAGAACGUCCGCAGCAUGCCGUCUGGCAAGUCGGACGUGCGGCAGUCGAAAUAG